CUCAUGUUGUCUUGCAGGCUGCAGUCUUAACGUUCUCAGGCAAUCAGGAAGAAGUAUCAAAAGAAGCAACCAAGUCAGAAAGAAAGUGUGUCUGAGACCAGUUAACACACCAAAGGACCCACACUGAAAACAGAGGAUAAUUUCCCUUCACUGGCUAAGAUGAGGAGGACAGAGAAACCUCUUUGCAAGCAGCAAUCUACUCCCAACCUCGGGAAGGAGAUGCCUCGUCAGUUCCCGAAGAUCGCCCUGAGCGAGGUGGAUGAGCAGGUGCGGCUGAUGGCUGAGCGGGUAUACGCAUCGGCGCUGAAGGAGGAGAACAUCAAGGAUACGCUGUCCAUGUUCACCAUGCCUGAGGACUGCCCCAUCGGACUGCACCAGGCCAAGGAGCACGAGAUUCUCAAGGAGAUGGCAGAGCAGCAUUCCGAGCAGAGUGCCAAGAGAAAGAAGAAUCUGAUGCUAAGGCGCUCCCAAUCCUUGUCCCAGCAGUACCCCAAUGUGUGCCCAGACUGGGCGUUCACGGUCAUCUCUCCCCUCCUCUCCCCAACCGAUGCCACGGACGGCAAAAAGAGUGUCCCCGAUUUCCAGCGGGUCACCAUCAGCGGCGACUACUGUGCAGGGGUCACUGUGGAGGACUAUGAGCAGGCCGCCAGGAGUCUGCUCAAAGCGCUGUUCAUCCGGGAGAAGUACUCCAAGCUGGCGUACCACCACUUCCCCCGCACCACUGCACGCUUCCUCCGCAACGCCAGCGCCGAGAAGUGGAGCGAGGAGGAUGAAGUCAUGCCAGACAUCUGCCCCUGCCCUGGUGAGGGGGAGGACCCGUACACUAUGGAGGACGUCCCCCAGGACUUGAACUACGAGCUGAAGAUGAAGGACGGCAUCAUAUACGUGUACGACAACGCCGAAGCCCUGAAGCAGGAGCAGCCGCGCAGCCUGCCCUACCCCGACCUGGAGACCUUCGCCAUUGACCUAAGCCACGUGCUCGCCAUGAUCGCCGACGGGCCCACGAAGACCUACUGCCAUAGACGUCUAAACUUCUUGGCCUCCAAGUUCUACCUCCAUGAAAUGAUGAAUGAGAUGGCGGAACUGAAGGAAUUGAAGGGCGUUCCUCACCGAGAUUUCUACAACGUCCGAAAGGUGGACACCCACAUCCAUGCAGCUGCCUGCAUGAACCAAAAGCACCUGCUGAAGUUCAUCCAGACCACUUGUAAGACGGAAGCUGACCGUGUGGUCAUGGAGAAGAAUGGCCAGAAGAUGACCCUGAAGAAGGUGUUCCAGAACCUGGCCAUGGACCCCUAUGACCUCACUGUGGACUCAUUGGAUGUACAUGCGGGAAGACAAACUUUCCACAGAUUUGACAAAUUCAACUCCAAGUACAACCCUGUUGGAGCCAGUGAGCUUAGAGAGAUCUACCUGAAAACCGACAACUACAUUAAUGGAGAAUACUUUGCACGGAUUGUUAAGGAGGUGUCUCAUGAUCUGGAGGAGAGUAAGUACCAGUAUGCUGAGCCCCGUCUGUCCAUCUACGGACGCUCCCCGAAAGAGUGGGAGCAUCUGGCCAAGUGGUUCAUCCAGCACAAGGUCCACUCCCCCAACAUGCGCUGGAUCAUCCAGGUGCCCAGGAUCUAUGACAUUUUUAGAUUAAAGAAAAUAGUUCCCAACUUUGCAAAGAUGUUGGAAAACAUCUUCCUGCCGCUCUUUGAAGCCACUGUCAAUCCUCAGCAGCACAAGGAGAUGCAUGUAUUCCUGAAAUAUGUAACUGGCUUUGACAGUGUGGAUGAUGAGUCAAAGCACAGCGAUCACAUGUUCUCUUACAAAAGCCCCAAACCAGAGCAGUGGACCACAGAAGAUAACCCCCCCUACAGUUACUACCUCUUCCAUAUGUACGCCAACAUCAUGGUGCUCAACAACCUCCGCAAGGAACGUGGCCUGAGCACCUUCCAGUUCCGUCCCCAUUGUGGCGAGGCCGGGUCCAUCACCCACCUGGUGUCUGCCUUCCUCACCGCCGAUAACAUCUCCCACGGACUCAACCUCAAGAAGAGUCCCGUGCUGCAGUACCUGUACUACCUAGCCCAGGUGCCCAUCGCCAUGUCGCCCCUGAGCAACAACAGCCUGUUCCUAGAGUACUCCAAGAACCCACUCAGAGAGUUCCUCCAGAAAGGCCUGUCUGUAUCCCUGUCCACCGACGACCCAAUGCAGUUCCACUACACCAAGGAACCUUUGAUGGAGGAGUAUGCCAUCGCUGCCCAGCUGUGGAAGCUCAGCACCUGCGACGUGUGUGAGAUCGCCAGGAACAGCGUACUGCAGAGUGGCCUCUCACACCAGGACAAGAAGCACUUCCUGGGUGAAAACUACUUGGAGGAUGGCCCUGAGGGCAACGACAUCAGACGGACCAACGUGGCACAGAUCCGCGUGGCCUACCGACACGAGACGCUGUGCAAUGAGCUCUGCUUCCUGGUGGAGGCGGUCAAGGCAGAGGACCAGGCAGCGGCACAGUGACCAGCUUCGUGAUCUGAAGAGAGUAGGUGGAGAUUGGGGUGGGUAGACAGGAGUACAGGGGGGUCUCUACGGCUUUAGAUAGCACAAGCAGUCCACCCAGUCACCUACGACCUUCAUUACCCAGCUGACCAUUGCCUUAUACACCAAAUAUGGCUGCCUUCAUGUCCAAAAGCAUGAAAGGUAGAAAGCGAGUAAAUCUGUACCAGAGAAACAGUUGCGAUGCACCC
Alosa sapidissima (American shad) is the source of this 2723-nucleotide messenger RNA. RefSeq names its product adenosine monophosphate deaminase 3b (gene ampd3b). Gene Ontology annotation, cellular component: cytosol. The record is from RefSeq and is a predicted model, not a curated record. Gene Ontology annotation, biological process: AMP metabolic process; IMP salvage. Gene Ontology annotation, molecular function: AMP deaminase activity. Bases 160 to 2496 code for a protein of 778 amino acids. Lineage: Eukaryota; Metazoa; Chordata; Actinopteri; Clupeiformes; Clupeidae. The transcript is spliced from 16 exons.